GCAUAACAUGCUGGAGACCGUACGGUGGUGUGUUGGUGAUAGGUCAACUUUUAAAACCCCUGUUUAGUUCUGUCUGUUCGCAGUCAAGACAGAGAGUGGGCGAGAGCAAGGGGCGAAAACAUCAGUCAUGCAUUUAGGUUAGCGUGAAAUGCCGGAGCGUCUUUUUGUGUCACAAGCCCGCUGACAUUAGUGAAGAGAGAGAAGAAGGAGCAAGGGGAAGCCCGGAGAAGAGUGAACCAAGCGGGGUCCAAGAUGCAGCCUGUCGCGGUGCUCUGGGGUGCACUGUUAACUUUGCUGCUCAGCCUGAGUGCAGGAGUUGACGGCAGUGCUGAGUGUUCCUGUGGGAGAAACCACUUCACAUGUGCGGUCAGUGCGUUUGGUGAGUGCACCUGCAUACCAGCUCAGUGGCAAUGCGAUGGAGACAACGACUGCGGGGACCAUAGUGAUGAGGAUGGAUGCAUGCUUCCCACCUGCUCACCACUGGAUUUCCACUGUGACAAUGGCAAAUGUAUACGACGUUCGUGGGUCUGUGACGGAGACAAUGACUGUGAGGAUGACUCGGACGAGCAGGAUUGCCCUCCCCGAGAAUGUGAGGAAGAUGAGUUUCAGUGCCAGAAUGGCUACUGUAUCCGCAGCCUCUGGCACUGUGAUGGAGACAAUGACUGCGGCGACAACAGUGAUGAGCAGUGUGACAUGCGUAAAUGUUCAGACAAGGAAUUCCGCUGUACAGACGGCAGCUGCAUUGCUGAGCAUUGGUAUUGUGAUGGCGACACAGACUGCAAGGAUGGAUCUGAUGAGGAAAACUGUCCCUCAGAUGUGAUGGCAGCCACCUGCAGCUCCGAGGAGUUCCAGUGUGCAUACGGCCGCUGCAUCCUGGACAUCUAUCACUGUGAUGGAGAUGAUGAUUGUGGAGACUGGUCAGAUGAGUCAGAUUGCUCAUCCCACCAACCAUGCAGGUCUGUUGAGUUCAUGUGCAGCAGUGGAAUGUGCAUCAAUGCAGGCUGGAGGUGUGAUGGCGAGUUUGACUGUGAUGAUCAGUCUGAUGAGAUGAAUUGCACCACAUCUAUGUGCACAGCGGACCAGUUUCGGUGUGGAACUGGACGCUGUGUCCGGUUGUCAUGGAGAUGCGAUGGCGAAGAUGACUGUUCAGACCGCAGUGAUGAAGAGGGUUGUGAAAAAACUGAGACAUCUGCUUGUGCUCCUGACCAGUUCCAAUGUGGUAAUGGACGCUGUAUUGGUCAAAGGAAGGUGUGCAAUGAGGUUAACGACUGCGAAGACGGAACUGAUGAACUUCCACACCAUGAAUGUCGGCCACGCCCAAGCGAUGGCAACUGUAACCAGAAUAACGGUGGUUGUUCCCAGAAGUGUCAGAUGCUUCGAGGUCUGGUCCAGUGCACCUGUCACACUGGAUACCGACUGAUGGAUGAUGGCAGAUCAUGCCAAGAUGUGAACGAGUGUGCUGAAGAGGGCUACUGCAGUCAGGGCUGCACCAACGUAGAGGGCGGCUUCCAGUGCUGGUGUGUUCAAGGCUAUGAACUGCGGCCAGAUAAGCGCAGCUGCAAGGCACUGGGUCCAGAGCCGGUGCUGUUGUUUGCCAAUCGAAUCGAUAUCCGUCAAGUUCUGCCGCACCGCUCUGAGUACACGUUGCUGCUAAACAACCUUGAGAAUGCCAUCGCUCUCGACUUCCAUCACAGCCAAGAGCUGGUUUUCUGGUCAGACGUGACACUGGACCGCAUUAUGAAAGCCAACCUCAAUGGAUCUAAUGUGGAAGAGGUCGUUUCAACUGGCUUGGAGAGCCCAGGUGGGCUGGCCAUUGAUUGGAUCCAUAACAAAUUGUACUGGACAGAUUCUGGAACAUCACGGAUUGAAGUGGCUAAUCUGGAUGGGACUCAUCGCAAGGUGCUACUGUGGCAGAACAUGGAGAAGCCCCGGGCCAUUGCGCUGCAUCCUAUAGAGGGUAAGAUCUACUGGACUGACUGGGGCAACACGCCUCGCAUAGAGUAUGCCAACAUGGAUGGCUCGAACCGACGGGUCAUUGCAGACACUCACUUGUUCUGGCCCAACGGGCUGACAAUUGACUAUGCUGGGCACCGCAUGUACUGGGUGGACGCUAAACACCAUGUCAUCGAAAGAGCCGACCUGGAUGGACGGAAUCGUAAAGCUGUCAUCAACCAAGGCCUGCCUCACCCAUUUGCCAUCACUGUGUUUGAGGACAGCCUCUAUUGGACUGAUUGGCACACCAAGAGCAUCAACAGUGCCAAUAAAUUUACUGGCAAGAACCAAGAGAUUAUCCGUAACAAAUUGCACUUCCCCAUGGAUAUCCACACUUUGCAUCCCCAGAGGCAACCUGAAGGAGGCAAGAACCGCUGUGGUGCCAACAACGGAGGUUGUAGCCACCUUUGUCUUCCUGGCAAUAAAACAUACACCUGUGCUUGUCCAACUGGUUUCAAGAAAGUGGACCACAGCAACUGUGCUAACAGUCUUGACAAGUUCCUGCUUUUUGCCCGAAGGACGGACAUCAGACGAAUCAGUUUCGACACAGAAGAUAUGUCAGAUGAUGUCAUCCCUCUGGCUGACGUGCGUAAUGCUGUGGCACUGGACUGGGAUGCCAGAGACAGCUACAUCUACUGGACUGACGUCACCACUGACUCUAUCAACAGAGCCCUAUGGAAUGGCAGCAAGCAGGAGGUGGUGGUGGACACCAGCCUGGAGAGUCCAGCUGGUUUGGCUAUUGACUGGGUGACUAACAAACUCUACUGGACUGAUGCUGGUACAGAUCGUAUUGAGGUCUCUAAUGCAGAUGGGAGCAUGCGGACUGUCCUUAUAUGGGAGAACCUUGACCGACCUAGGGACAUUGUUGUCGACCCUAUUGGAGGCUUCAUGUACUGGACUGACUGGGGUGCCAACCCAAAGAUUGAACGUGCAGGGAUGGACUCUUCGGGUCGCAUAGUCAUUAUCUCUUCAAACUUGACAUGGCCCAAUGGACUUGCCAUUGACUAUGAAACUAAACGCUUGUAUUGGGCAGACGCUGGCAUGAAGACAAUUGAAUUUGGAAACUUUGAUGGUUCUGACCGACAGGUUUUGAUUGGCAGUCAGCUUCCUCAUCCCUUUGGGCUUACUGUACACGAAAACAUGCUGUACUGGACAGAUUGGCAGUCCAAGAGCAUCCAGAGUGCUAACAAAUUCACUGGCUUGGAGCGGCACACCCUUACAGAAAACCUGGAGAACCUCAUGGAUAUUCACAUGUUCCAGAGACACCGCGAAACAGUACACAACCCAUGCGCAGUGAAAAAUGGAGGCUGUAGUCACCUCUGUCUCCUGGCUCCUGCUCCCAAAGUCUACAGCUGUUCGUGUCCUACUGGGAUCAACCUUCAGACAGAUGGAAAGACCUGCACACCUGGGAUGAGCAGCUUCUUGAUCUUUGCACGGAGAACGGACAUAAGAAUGGUGUCUUUGGACAUCCCUUACUUUGCUGAUGUGGUUCUUGCUGUGAACAGUUCCAUGAAAAAUACGAUUGCUAUUGGAGUUGACCCGCAAGAUGGAAAGGUGUAUUGGUCAGACAGUACACUUAAGAAAAUCAGCAGAGCCAAUAUCAAUGGAACAGCUGAUGAAGACAUCAUUUCUACAGGACUGAUGACGACUGAUGGUCUGGCAGUAGAUGCAGUAGGCCGAAAGAUUUACUGGACCGAUACAGGGACCAACCGGAUAGAAGUUGCCAAUCUGGAUGGCUCCAUGAGGAAGGUUCUGGUGUGGCAAAACUUGGACAGCCCCCGUGCCAUUGCACUUUACCAUGAGAUGGGCUAUAUGUACUGGUCUGACUGGGGAGAGCAUGCUAAACUGGAGCGCUCAUCAAUGGAUGGGUCAGAUCGAGUGAUCCUCAUCAAUAACAACCUUGGAUGGCCCAAUGGUCUUGCAAUAGACAUGGCCAGCUCCCAGCUAUUGUGGGCUGAUGCCCAUACUGAACGCAUUGAGGCUGCUGAUUUGAAUGGCCAGAACCGCCAUACCCUGGUAACACCAGUCCAACACCCGUAUGGUUUAACCCUCUUGGGGUCCCACAUCUAUUGGACUGACUGGCAGAGUCGCAGCAUCCAGCGGGCAGACAAAAAUUCUGGUGCCAACACUAUUACUGUUCGUUCCAAUCUGCCAGGCCUGAUGGACAUCCAGGCUGUGGACAGAGAGAGAGCUUUGGGAUUCAAUAAGUGUGGCAGGAAGAACGGUGGCUGCACUCACCUAUGCCUGCCUCGUCCCAAUGGUACUUCCUGUGGUUGCCCUACUGGCAUCCUGCUGAAGAGCGAUGGUAGAUCAUGUGAUGACUCCCCCGAAACAUUUCUUCUUUUCUCCAACCGCAUCAGUGUGCGGAGAAUCUCUUUGGACACUAACGAUCACACGGAUGUGCACGUACCUGUGCCUGAGCUGCACAACGUCAUUUCACUAGACUAUGACAGUGUAGAUGGAAAACUGUACUACACGGAUGUCACCUUGGAUGUGAUAAGACGUUCAAACCUUGAUGGCACUGGCAUGGAGACUGUAAUCAGUCAGGGCCUAAAGACCACAGAUGGAUUGGCUGUGGAUUGGGUAGCCAGAAACAUGUACUGGACUGACACCGGAAGAAACACCAUUGAGGUGGCACGCAUUGACGGAACCAGCCGCAAAGUCCUUGUCAACAACAGUUUGGAUGAACCCAGAGCCAUUGCUGUGUUCCCGAGCAAAGGGUUUCUAUUCUGGACCGAUUGGGGUCAUAUUGCAAAGAUUGAGCGAUCUCACCUGGAUGGCACAGACCGCAAAGUUCUCAUCAAUACUGACCUGGGCUGGCCCAAUGGACUCACAUUAGACUAUGACACGCGAAGGAUAUUUUGGGUUGAUGCCCAUUUGGACAGGAUCGAGAGUUCUGACCUGAAUGGGAAACUGCGUCAGAUCCUCGUUAGCCCAGUGUCCCACCCCUUUGCCCUAACACAGUUGAAGCCGGUGUCCUCCCCUCUAACCCCUUUCUCCCGACUCUCGCAGCAAGACCGCUGGAUCUAUUGGACUGAUUGGCAGACUAAGUCAAUCCAGCGAGUGGACAAACACACUGGCCGUAACAAGGAAACUGUACUGGCCAAUGUUGAGGGGCUUAUGGACAUUAUAGUGGUAUCACCUAACAGGCAGACAGGUACUAAUCUUUGUGGGGUGAACAAUGGAGGCUGUACUCAUCUAUGCUUUGCCAAGACCAGCAGUUUUAUCUGUGCAUGUCCGGAUGAGCCAGACGGACGGCCAUGCUCCACCAUUGCAGGCUACAUCCCCACUUCUCCCAGCAGAGAAACCAGCAGCACCCCUGUCCCUAACAAGAUCCCCAAAGCUUCAACGGAAACCUCUCAAAGUGGACCCUCAGUGGUCAACUGCACUGACAAGAACCUAAAUGUAGAAGAGUGCUUACAGAGUAACGUGGUUACUGCUCCCCAUGGGGAAGGACUUCAUAUUAGCUAUGUGAUUGGAGGAGUUUUGACUAUACUGGCUAUUCUAAUUCUUAUUGUUGCGUUGAUUAUUUACAGACAUAAAAAGUCCAAGUUCGCUGAUCCGGGAGUUAGCAACCUGACCUACAGUAACCCUUCAUAUCGGACUUCCACACAAGAAGUCAAGCUUGAGGCCUCCCAGAAGCCUCCAAUAUAUAAUCAACUUCGAUAUAAGAAAGAGGGUGGAGUGGAGGGAGGGUACACAAAAGAGAAGAUCCGUAUUGUGGAGGGCGUGUGUCUUCUGUCCACUGAGGAACUUUAUUGGGAUGACCUCAAACAGAUCAAGCCAUCGCGAGGAGGCCUCCACACCUGCAUGCGCACAGACACUGUUUCGCUGCAAGCGAGCAGCGCUUCACUGGAUGAUGGAGAGACGGAGCAACUCCUUCAGGAAGAGGCAUCGGAAUGUUCCUCCAUAAUCACCCUCACUCCUUCAGCAAUCACCCCUCAACGUCACGCCCAGCACAGCCUCCCUGACACUGGCUGGAUUUCCAUGCGCAAGCCCUCGACUGAGAGUGAGGUGUGAGGGUGGCCUAUCUGCUUUAAAGUAGCUUCCAUUUCAAAAACACACAAACACGUCUGUAAUUUUAUCUGGUCUGGACAUAGAUUAUUGAAGGUGUACUAGUGCGGAUGCAUAUUUCGAGUCAAAAUCAAACAAUUUUUUCACUGAACACUUUAUCCGAAACUGGACCUCUGUCCUACUUGUACGCAUACAGUUCAUACACAGGCCCAGAAUGUACUCUGCUAAAACGUUUUGUGGAAAAAUAGUACACAUAUUAAUGGUGGCAAAAGAAAAUGCAAUACACUCUUAAGAAGAAGUGACCAGAGAUGCAAACACUAAAGGAUGCAGACUCUCAUUGCGACAAAUGUCUCUCAGUGUGCGACAUAGUGUGCGACAUUAACUUUUGGGGGAGGUUUUUUUUCUUGUUGGAUUCGGCUGAAUCAACAUCCUCCCGGGACUAUGGUGCCCUAAAACCACUCAUCUCUUUAUGAACUCUAUUUAUGAAUGAUUUUUGUACUUCUGAGUGGGCUUUCUGACUUUCACAGAACAGUGAGUGUUUUGUUGAGCUUUGUGCAGCAGGUUUUCAAGUAUUGUAUUUAUGACAGUGCCAAAGGGUGGGGCUUUACCAACUCUUCAUAAUCCUUCUUGAAUUUCACAUCAAUAGAAAGUUGUCACAAAUUUGCAGAAGCCGUCAGUGGCAAAUAAAUGUUUAACAUCCCUAGCAGUUUCAGCAAAGAUCUAGCUGGGAACUCUUUAUUUAGUUGAUUGCACAAGUUCUGCAAAUGCUGUAUAAAAGGCCCUUUUAGGUUUUUUUUUCUAUUUAAACAUUGCUCAUCCUUGGACUAAGCUAAGGAAGUUGCAAUUAUGUUAACUGCCCAAGUGCCAGAUAUUUUGUCUUUGUUCCCCAUACAUUUUUUUAACUUAUUAGAUUUAAUUGAUUGAUUUGCUGAUGCAACGUGAAGGUCGUUGUGCUUUCGUACCUACUGUAGCCCAUACGGUGUUUGUGAUAAAAUAAAGGAAAAGCACACGUAAAGAUACUGAGACUGUGAAGGAAGAAAUUAAGCAACACAAGGCCGAAAUCUUUUCAGCAGUUCAUUCUUUGUGUGUUAGUCAUUUGUUUUUUCAUAACCAGCAACUAUGUGAUAGAAAUUGAAUGUUAUUAGAACAAUUAUUUCAGUAGUUCCUCCAAUUUUUAAACUAUACUUACAGCACUUAUAAUUGUAAUGUGAAGUUUUAACAAUGUUACACAAAACUUGCCAAUUAGAUUUUUAGCAUAAAAGUGUUUUCAUUGUAGUGGUGUGCUACAAAACAAAAUUAUUAUAUUUUUUUUUAUUAGGUUUAUACAGUAUGAACAGUAUAUUGUAUGUCGUUUCAUUGUUUUUGUAUUUAAAAAAACAAAAACACAUUGUUACCUGAAUCUCCAAAUUGAAUACACUUUUUGAAAAAUGCUACUUUGAAUCGAUUAAUAUUAGCUUAUCUUACAAGCUGUGCCAUUUUCUCCCAAGUUCUCUUUUAAGACAACAUUAUAUUUAUACUAAUAUAUUAAACCACAAAAUAUCUGGUUUGCAAAACAAAUAUCUGGAGUUAAUUUCUUUUGAAGGGGAUGGGUAAAUAUGUGAUGCUAAAGUGCACUUGCAGCACUGUUCUGGUAUCUGCAACAGUAGUAUAGCAAAACACUGCAAGAUGGAUUCCAUGAAGCAGUGAGCGUUGUAGUUUAGUUUAGCAUCACUUUAAAAGAUUUAAGACACAGCUAUAAUGCAUUUUACUUUUUAGAAUGUUUCCCCCUGUUGACAACCCUAUAUUACUACUCAGACAACUAUAUUCAUAGAACCAUGUAUUUUUAAGAAUCUGCUUAGAGCUCAGCAACUUGCUGUUUUGCUGCUAGACAAAGCACUGAAGCCAAUGAAAGAGGGUCUUGGCAGCUACACGGUUGGUUGAAAGCCAGCCUACAAGAGUAUGAUAGUGACCCAACCUAUCAUCGUCAUCCCAGCUCACAGUCUCCCCAACUCUGCUGCAGGAAUGCUAAAUCUGUACAAAUUAUACUUUGCGGAUAUAUAUAGGUCAUUAAAGUUGAAGAUACUGUUUUGAUUGAGAUGUAUAAUCUUUUGUACAAAGGGAUUUCAUGACUGUCAUUAGAUUAAUCUUACUCACUGGAGAAGAACAAUUUGUUUAACAUUUGCUGGAUAAUUUUAACCACUGUGUUUCCAAAUCUUGCAAAUAAUAGGGAAUAUAUCAUUUAUUUAAUUGUCCCCCUUUAUGUUAUAAAUACUGGUCAGAUAUAGCUGUUGUAAAGUUAACAAUAAGAUGUAUUUAUGAUUUCUUGGAUUGUCAUUUUGAUGUGUAAAUAUGAAGACUGUAUAUGUAUUUCCAUGGCAGUGCAGUACUAACAAACUGUGUUGUGUGAUAUAGUGAAUUAUCCCUUUGCCAUCUUUUAAUAUAA
Molecule: messenger RNA, 8428 nt
Organism: Corythoichthys intestinalis (scribbled pipefish)
Lineage: Eukaryota; Metazoa; Chordata; Actinopteri; Syngnathiformes; Syngnathidae
Gene: lrp4
Product: low density lipoprotein receptor-related protein 4
Exons: 38
Coding region: 253-6012 (1919 amino acids)
Biological process (GO): receptor-mediated endocytosis
Cellular component (GO): plasma membrane; apical plasma membrane; signaling receptor complex
Molecular function (GO): calcium ion binding; hormone binding; protein binding
Source: RefSeq, a predicted model, not a curated record